Rhizophagus irregularis DAOM 181602=DAOM 197198 is the source of this 2067-nucleotide messenger RNA. RefSeq lists its product as uncharacterized. The record is from RefSeq and is a predicted model, not a curated record. Gene Ontology annotation, biological process: protein phosphorylation. Gene Ontology annotation, cellular component: cytoplasm. Gene Ontology annotation, molecular function: ATP binding; protein serine/threonine kinase activity. NCBI's taxonomy places the organism in Eukaryota, Fungi, Glomeromycota, Glomeromycetes, Glomerales, Glomeraceae.
UAAUAAGUGCUUUGCCCUCGUAAAAUAUUAUAUUCAAUAAAUUUUGUUCAAAAACUGCUUUAUUCUUUUAUAUUAGUGUUGUAGUUGUUAUUUAUAUUAUCAUUUUCACGAAACGACAACGAGACUUACAUAAUGACGAACAUUGAUCCUGAAGAAAUAUAUACAUUGCACGAGAAGCUUGGCACUGGCUCUUUCGGAACAGUUUAUAAAGCCAUAAAUAAAGAAACGAACCAAGUAGUGGCUAUUAAGCAAAUCGAUUUAGAAGAUUCUGAUGAUGAUAUUAGCGAAAUUCAACAGGAAAUUGCCUUACUAUCGCAAUGUGAUUCAUCAUAUAUCACUCGUUAUUACGGCUCGUUUGUCAAAGGAUUUAAAUUAUGGAUAGUAAUGGAAUAUUUAGCCGGCGGAUCAUGUCUAGAUUUGCUUAAACCCGGCCCGUUUGAUGAACAACAUAUUGCCAUAAUUUUAAGAGAGCUUUUAUAUGGUUUGGAAUAUUUACAUAUUGAAGGGAAAAUUCACAGAGAUAUUAAAGCCGCCAAUAUUCUACUUUCUGAUAAGGGAGAAGUCAAAAUAGCCGAUUUUGGUGUUGCUGCACAACUUUCUAAUAAUAAGAGUAGGAGAAACACUUUUGUCGGAACUCCCUUCUGGAUGGCACCUGAAGUAAUCCGACAAGCAGGCUAUGAUCAUAAGGCUGACAUAUGGUCUCUAGGAAUAACGGCUAUUGAAAUGGCCAAGGGAGAGCCGCCAUUGUCCGAGUAUCAUCCGAUGCGUGUUCUUUUUCUUAUACCCAAAGCCAAACCUCCAGUUUUGGAAGGCAAUUUUACUUCUACAUUUAAGGAUUUUGUUCAUUUAUGUUUGACAAAGAAUCCUCUCGAUCGACCUACUGCGAAAGAAUUAUUGCGCCAUCGAUUUAUUAAGUCAGCUCGCCCUACUGUGUCAUUACAAGAGCUUGUCGAACGAUAUAAAGUUUGGAAAUCUAGUGGUCCACAAAGAGCUGCUUCUGUUUUCCAGAAAACUCUAACGGUUAAUAAUAAUACUUCAGAAUUUAUUUGGGAUUUCGAAACUAUCAAACAAGCAGCAAAAAAUGGCACUAUUAAAGUAGAAGCCAAUAAGGAUGGUAUUAUUAAAAUAGAAACUAAGAAGGAUGGAGUUAUCAAAUUGGAGACAAACAAGGAUGGUACUAUCAUAAUGGAUCCAGCAACAAUAAGAAAGCUGAAAAAUGCAAAUUCUCUAUCGAAUAAUUCUACGGUUAAAGCUUCAGAUUUUACUAAUCGGGGAAAUUUAGAAGAUUUAGCAAAUUCGAAUGCUAAUGGCACAAUGAUUCAAAACCUUACAGUUGAUUCGCUUUAUAUGAACGGAAAUGGAUUGGAUACUGUAAGAGCGCCAAGACCCUUUAGUGCAGCAAGUACAUCAUCAAGUAGUGCAUCUAUUUUAUAUUCAAGUUUUUCCAGAAAUGUUGAUAUUGCAGCACCUGUAACUGAGGAAGGAAUUGUCGGAAGACAACUUGUUAAUGAAAUCGUUCUACCGUCAAUUUCACAGAUUAAGUCAAGAGAAUUAAGAGCAAAUGAAAUUGAAGCUUUAGGUACACUUGAAAAGGGAAUCGAAGAUUUAGAUCGUGCUAAUCCAGAUUUGGUACUUACUACUUUAGUGGAGAUAUUAUCACGGAUGAAAACUAAUGUUGAAAUAUGCGACAAAUUAUCGGAUUUGGGAAUCGUUUCAGAUGCGUUUUUAUCAUCAAAUAAUCAUACAUCCGAUGGAUCAUCAUCAUCAGAUAUAGUUGAGGAGAAACCGAUAGCAGAAGAAAAACCAAAAUCUCCAAUAUCAGAAAUAUUAUCAUACCCUAGAUGGAUUGACCAAUUACGGAUGAAAUGGCCCAUAAAUCUAGGUUCGGGUUCAUAAAAAUUAUUUAUGAAACUUAAAUUUGGUUAUAAUUGUAUUUUAACUAUUUUAACUUUGGGUAAUAGUGGGGGAAAACAUGAACUUUAUUUUUAUUCUUGUUAUCAUCUAUAUUAUUAUAUUUUAUCUACCGAUUGGACUUUAAAAAUUAUACAGAUUAUAUUCAUUUUAAAU